Bactrocera latifrons is the source of this 1344-nucleotide messenger RNA. RefSeq names its product WD repeat-containing protein 74. Lineage: Eukaryota; Metazoa; Arthropoda; Insecta; Diptera; Tephritidae. Gene Ontology annotation, biological process: ribosomal large subunit biogenesis. Gene Ontology annotation, molecular function: protein binding. The coding region runs from base 1 to 1245 and encodes 414 amino acids. Gene Ontology annotation, cellular component: nucleolus; preribosome, large subunit precursor. The transcript is spliced from 4 exons. The record is from RefSeq and is a predicted model, not a curated record.
AUGAAGUGGUCUACAGCAAAUUUAAAAAGUCCAAGCUAUACAGAAAAUCACGAACUAUACGUUGGCACUAGUACCGGCACGUUCAAAAGGCUUGUUCCUGCUUUUGAGGAGAAUCCUUUUGUUCAACGUAAUCUAUACGAUAUUAAUCAGCUUGAGAAAGACGAUAGGGUUACUGCGCUUUCUUUUGGGAAUGAUACCUCAGAGAUUUUUAUUGGGCGGGCAAAAGAAAGUGUCCAUAUGCAUUCUCUCCGCAGUGACACAGUAGAGCGCACAAUCAAACUUAAAUUUGCGCACGUAGUAGGUUUUGCACGUUUUGAUGAUUUCUUAGCCGCCGGAUUUUCUAAUGGUCAAGUGCAACGAAUAUCCAUUGAGAGCAGCGCUGAUUCAGAGCUCAUUAUUAAUAGUGGCGACGACAUGUCACAUUUGCGGCAAUGUCCAACCAAUCGAAAUCUGGUAGCCACAGGAGGUAAAGGUCGUCAAAACAAUUUAAAGGUUUUCGAUAUGGCAGCAGAUGGAAAACAAAUAUUCACUUCGAAAAAUUUGCCAAACGACUACCUUCAGUUGGAGGUACCCGUGUGGGAUAGCGACGUUGGAUUUAUCGAUUCACCACAUACGCUGGCUACUUGUUCUCGUUAUGGUUAUGUGCGGCUUUAUGACACACGUAAACAACGACGGCCAGUGCAGUGCUUUGCUGCCGAAGAACAAAUGAGUUUUGCUACUUUGGGCGCACAUGGAAAUUAUAUAUACGCAGGUACUACUAUGGGCGCUAUGAAGGCAUUUGAUAUAAGGCGCAUGAAGACUUUCGUACACACUUACAAAGGAUGUACUGGUGCCAUCAGUGAUGUGUCAUUAGACUCUACGGGUAAAUACCUAGCUUCAGCCUCUUUGGAUCGUUAUGUGCGUGUGCAUCAUGUUGAUUCCACAGUACUGCUGUAUCAAUGCUAUGUUAAAUCAAAAGCUACACGCGUUUUAAUACGUCAGUCGGCCGAAAACCCCAACUGCAGUACAACUGAAGCAACUGAGGAAGACCUGGAUAAAACCGAAAACUCGACCAAAAAAAUUAAAAUUUUAAAACCUACUGUUCCAGAGGAUAAGGAGUACGAGGAUAUGUUUGAAAAUAUGCAAACUAUUUGUGACGACGAUGAUGUCAGCGACGCUGAGAAAGGAGAAGAAAAAUCUAAAAAAAACGGGAGUAAACGAAAAGGGGAUAAAAACUUUAAUAAAAGCAAAAAGAAGAAAGAGUGAAUUGAUGGAUCUAUUUUUACAUAGGCUUAAAAAUGUAUAAAUAAUUUAAAAUUAGAGGUUAUGAUAAUUACAAAAUAAAAGUUGUUAUCCUGUCAAAGA